CUUUCAUCCUUCCCUUUGCCACCAGGGUUCCUGGCUAGUUCCUGGAGCACUGUCUUCACUCCUAUCUAGCUCUUCAUACUGCCUUUCGUUCCCUAAGGCUGUGGUCACUUUGAAGCCCAGCUAGGCCGAUGACCACACAUUGCCUUCAGUGCUACUCCUUCCUGUUCUUGCAACUGGGACCUGACUGUGUCUGAGCCCCUUGGACCACACUCAGGAUCUUGGGCUGAUGGCUUCUCAUCCCAGGAGGUCUUAACUGGAAGGCAGAUGGGUCCCAGUUAAGGAAGGGACUCCGGCUGCGGGGUUUGUCGAUGAGAGUCUGAGCUAGCUGGAUACCUCAUUCUCUCCUAAGCCAUCUCUCCGCUCUGGGCAACUUCAUGGAGAAACGCCCCUGUCAGUAGGCCGCACUCAUGGCAUGUGGCCAAGCUGCUGGAGGGAUGCCCUGAAGCGGCCACCACCAUGCAUUUCCCUUCUGAAGCCUUCAGCUUGUCCUGGCAUUCUGGUUGCAGCACAAGUGACGUGUGUGUGCAGUGGUGUCCCCUCUCCCGGCACUGUAGCACCGAGAAAAGCAGCUCUAUUGGCAGCAUGGAGAGCCUGGAGCAACCAGGCCAAGCCACCUAUGAGGGCCACCUCUUGCCCAUUGACCAGAACAUGUACCCCAAUCAACGUGACUCAGCCUAUAGCUCCUUCUCGGCCAGCUCAAAUGCAUCUGACUGUGCUCUUUCCCUCAGGCCAGAGGAGCCAACCUCCACAGACUGCAUCACACAAGGCCCAGGGCCAAGUAAGGUCCCCAAUGUCCGGCCUAAUGUGGCUGAAACCUCGGGAGGUAGCCAGCGCACCAACGGGGGCCAUUUGACGUCAUCUCGCUCACAGGAAGGCCACCACCCAGGGUCUGCCAAGGGGGUCAGGGGCCCACCACAACCUCCAGUGAGGCGGGACAGUCUUCAGGCCUCCAGAGCCCAACUUCUCAAUGGAGAGCAGAGCAGGGCUUCUGAGCCUGUGGAUUCCUUGCAACAGAAGGAGAAAGUGAAUUUAGAGACAAUGAUGGUUCCCAGGAACCCUAACAGGUUCUGCUGCCUCAGUGGACAAGAGCAAAUGACAAAUGAGGGCCAUCAGAACUGUGAACUCAGCCAGUCUCCCGAAGCCAGCCAGCAGGGCUCUGAACAUCUACUGACAGAGGCUUCAGCCAAUGUUCUUGGUUCCCCCAAAGCCUGUGAGAAAGCUUCCACCAGAGUUUCUAGCCCACUCAGUGAGGCUUCAGCAGAGCUACCUAAGACUUCCUCCUUUGGCCGCUUUCCACACCUCACAGGACCCACAGGGCAUCGCCACAGUGCCCCUGAACAGCUGCUGGCAUCCCACCUGCAGCAUGUGCACCUCGAUUCCAGGGACAGCAAAGGGACAGAGCUUCCCACUGGGCAGGAUGGACACCAGUGGACUUUGUCCCCUUUGCACAACAGCCACAAAGGGAAGAAAAUUCCAUGUUCCCCUCCAGGAGGAACCCAGGACCAGCCCAGCAAAGAAAGAAAGACCAGGCCAAUGGAAGAUAGGCCUUUGGGUUCAGGACAUCAGAGCCAAAGCAGUUGUACACAUGGAGAGACUGAUGGACACCCUCCAGAACAAGGUUUCUUAGACCCAAGCAGAGCAAGCAAAGCAGGCAGUGAAUUGGCCAGCCAGCAGCCCUCUGCCUCUGGCUCUCUCGUUCAAACCAGAGAUUGUUCUUCAAGUGCUAAAGUAGCUAGCAGCAAAGAGACAACUGAAGAAGGGGACAGUGAGCCCAAAGAAUGUGGCCGGGUGGGCGGUAGGCGAAGUGGAGGUCCCCGGGGUCGCUCAAUCCAAAAUCGGCGGAAAAGUGAGCGCUUUGCUACCAAUCUGCGCAAUGAAAUUCAGAGGAGGAAGGCCCAGCUUCAGAAGAGCAAAGGCCCCUUGUCACAGCUGUGUGACACUAAGGAGCAAGUGGAAGAGACCCAGGAGCCUCCCGAAAGUCCUCCACUCCCUGCCUCUAACUCAGCUCUUCUAUCUUCAUAUAAAAAACCCCCUAGCCCCAGAGAUAAGCUCUUCAACAAAAGCAUGAUACUCAGGGCUCGGUCUUCAGAGUGCCUCAGCCAAGCUCCUGAGAGCCACGAAUCUAGGAUAGGCCCGGAGGGACAAAAAAGCCCUGGCCGGAGGUCUGGCCAGUCCUCUUUGGGCCUAAACUCCUGGUGGAAAGCCUCUGACACAUCCUCAGACUCUGAGAAAGCAAAUGCUCAUCAUGGAGUCCGUGGAGGUCACUGGAGAUGGUCUCCAGAGCAUAACCUGCAGCCACAUGUGGCACUAGCCAUGGAAGGCCCUUCCAGCCCAGGUGACAACAAGGAAUUGAAGACUUCUCCUGUCCAAGCUGGGGAGGAAGCCAUCCUUUUGCCCUUUGCAGACAGAAGAAGGUUCUUUGAAGAGAGCAGCAAAUCCUUAUCCACAUCUCAUUUGCCAGGUUUAACCACUCAGAGCAACAAGACUUUUAGCCAGAGACCAAAACCUAUAGACCCCAACUUUCAGUCAAUGAGCUCCAGCUAUCGGGAAUUGAGGCGCCAUCCCAUGGACCAGUCAUAUCACUCCACAGAACAACCGUAUCAUGCCACAGACCAACCAUUUCAUUCCAUGUCACCCCUUCAGUCAGAAACUCCUGCUUACUCAGAAUGCUUUGCAAGCAAAGGUCUAGAAAAUUCCAUGUGUUGUAAGCCACUGCACUGUGGUGAUUUUGAUUACCACAGGACCUGCUCUUACUCCUGCAGUGUUCAGGGAGCUGUAGUCCAUGACCCUUGCAUUUAUUGUUCUGGGGAAAUCUGUCCUGCCUUGCUAAAGAGAAAUAUGAUGUCCAACUGCUACAAGUGCAGAUACCACCACCACCAGUGUAUCCGAUGUUCUGCUUGCUAUCAUAAUCCUCAGCACAGUACUCUUGAGGACAGCAGCUUGGCACCUGGCAACGCUUGGAAUCCCAGGAAGCCACCAGUGCAGGAAUUUCCUGGGGACAAAUGGAAAUCAAUAACAGGAAACAGAAAGACCAGCCAGUCAGGGAGGGAAAUGGCUCAUGCCAAGACUAGCUUCCCAUGGGCAACCCCCUUCCAUCCUUGCCUCGAGAACCCAUCACUGGAUUUAUCAAGUCAUCGAGCAGUUUCUUCUCUUGAUCUCCUUGGAGACUUCAAACAGGCCUUGAAAAAAACGGAGGAAACUUCCGUUUAUGAGGAGGGGAGCUCCCUGGCCGCCAUGCCCCGCCCACUGCGCAGCCGGGCCUUCUCAGAGAGUCACAUCAGCUUGGAGCCCCAGAGUACCCGGGCCUGGGGACAGCCUCGCAGGGAGCUCUUUAGCAAAGGGGAUGAGACUCAGCCAGAUCCUCUGGGAGGCAGGAAGAAGGCCUUUCCUCCUCCUCGCCCUCCUCCUCCAAACUGGGAGAAGUACAGGCUCUUCCGGGCAGCCCAGCAGCAGAAGCAGCAGCAGCUGCAGCAGCAGCAGCAGAAGCAACAACAACAGCAGCAGCAACAGCAGCAGGAGGAGGAGGAAGAGGAGGAGGAAGAGGAAGAAGAAGAGGAAGAGGGAGAAGAAGAGGAAGAAGAGCUGCCACCCCAGUAUUUCAGCUCAGAAACCACUGGUUCAUGUGCUCCCAAUCCUGAGGAGGUCCUAGAACAACCACAACCCCUUGGUCACCGGGAGGCUUCAAGGCAGGGUUCACAAAGCCUCCCAGAUCAAGAGGCCUUUGCUCUCCAUUCCAGUAAUUUCCUGCCUCCAAUAAGAGGCCACCCGGGUUCUCAACCUGAGCAGGCUCAGCCCCCUUGCUAUUAUGGUGUUGGUGGACUUUGGAGGACAUCAGAGCAGGAGGCCACUGAUUCCCCCAAACCAGAAGUCUCGAUGGCAGAAGAGUCGAAACCUAAUCCAGCAUGGAACCAGCGCUACUUCUUUCCUGAGGAGAAAUUUGCUUUCAUGGCCUGGGGCUCUGAGAAGCAGCACCCCAGCCCUGCAGGCUUUGGUGAACCUAAAACAACAGGACAAGAGUUUCAGCACUUCUCACCUCCUCCAGGCACCUCAGGAAUCCCUACCUCUUACUCAGCUUAUUACAAUAUUUCUGUGGCCAAAGCAGAGCUGCUGAACAAGUUGAAAGACCAGCCAGAGAUGGCAGAAAUUGGCCUGGGAGAGGAGGAAGUGGAUCACGAACUGGCUCAAAAAAAGAUACAGCUUAUUGAAAGCAUUGGUCGAAAACUUUCUGUCCUGCGAGAGGCACAGCGAGGGCUGCUGGAGGAUGUGAAUGCCAAUUCUGCCCUUGGGGAGGAAGUGGAGGCUAACUUAAAAGCCGUCUGCAAAUCCAAUGAGUUUGAAAAAUAUCGCUUGUUUAUUGGGGACCUGGACAAAGUGGUCAACCUGUUGCUGUCACUUUCUGGACGAUUGGCCCGGGUGGAGAAUGCUCUCAACAGCAUUGAUUCAGAGGCCAAUCAAGAGAAGUUGGUGCUGAUAGAGAAGAAGCAGCAGCUGACAGGCCAGUUAGCAGAUGCCAAGGAGCUGAAGGAGCACGUGGACCGCCGGGAGAAGUUGGUGUUUGGAAUGGUCUCCCGCUACCUGCCUCAGGAUCAGCUCCAAGAUUACCAGCACUUUGUCAAGAUGAAAUCUGCUCUUAUCAUUGAACAGCGAGAGCUGGAAGAGAAGAUCAAGCUUGGGGAAGAGCAGCUGAAAUGUCUCAGGGAGAGCCUACUCCUGGGGCCCAGCAAUUUCUAAUUCUCUUAGCAGACUGCCACAGCAGCCCUGCCUGGCCACAGUGGGAAGGAAGUGCUUUCGAUCUUCAGUAGUGGUUUGUUAACAAGUAAACAGCAACAAGUUAGUGAUUCAUCCCAGCCCUCUACCCUGGCUCUGUCUCACUGCUUCUUCCCUAGCAGUGGUCCCAACCAGUGAGGGGACCCUAGGGGGUCAUCAAGCUUCUGCAGGGAGCUGCGGCAAGGUGUGAUCACACAACCACAUUCUCCUUCCCACAGUGUAUGUGGGCAAGCAGUCACUGCCCACAGAAUCACCAAAGUGCCUUUAUUCUCUCUGUACCCGCACACCAAAGACCAAGAACUCCCCACCCAUCUGUGCAGCUCCAUUGUGCUCCAGGGCUUAGGGCCCAGUCAUCUCCCACAGAGAACUGCCUGACUUGAGGGCAUUCAUCUACCACGAUUUUCAGAGCCUCACCCAAGCUUUGUAGUGGGAGGUAUAGAAGGAGGGAUUGUAUGUGACAGAAGAUGGGCAAAGGUAGGGCAUUCUUAGGU
Urocitellus parryii (Arctic ground squirrel) is the source of this 5258-nucleotide messenger RNA. It is a transcript of the gene Shroom4, whose product is annotated as shroom family member 4. Gene Ontology annotation, biological process: actin filament organization. Gene Ontology annotation, cellular component: apical plasma membrane; adherens junction; cortical actin cytoskeleton. The record is from RefSeq and is a predicted model, not a curated record. Gene Ontology annotation, molecular function: actin filament binding. NCBI's taxonomy places the organism in Eukaryota, Metazoa, Chordata, Mammalia, Rodentia, Sciuridae.